Paraglomus occultum is the source of this 531-nucleotide messenger RNA. The record is from the annotation of a GenBank genome assembly. NCBI's taxonomy places the organism in Eukaryota, Fungi, Glomeromycota, Glomeromycetes, Paraglomerales, Paraglomeraceae.
AUGGAUAAAGAUAAUGACGAACUCAGCCAAUACAUCGACUAUAAUGGAGGACAGGGAGAGCACGCCAGAACUGAGGAACAAUCCACAGGAUCUAAUGCCACCGUUAAAAAAGUCAUAGCAAAUAUCAUCGACUUUGUUGAUAUUAUGACCGAUGAUAACUUUAGCACUAUAUUCAAUCAUCCAACAAUCCCACCAGAUACGCGUCAACAUGUAAAGAGUAUGUACGAUUCUCUCCCUGCCGCCGCCAACAAUCAACAGAUAAACGAAAACUGUUUUAAAGCGGGCUAUUCGGUUAUUAUGGAUUCAAGUACCGCACCAUGGACUGAUAAACUAAAAUAUUUUCAACGAGGAUGUAGGAUAUUCUACGAAGUAAUCAAACUCGUGGUUGUUAUUUAUACCAUCAAACUUCCCGGACGGGAUGGACCAGCCCACUACGACGUUUCUAGAUUGGAUGGAUAUGAAUCAGACCGGGCAGACGACGAAGAAAGUGGAAGACCAGAAUGUAUGGGAGAUUCUGGAAUACGACUUUGA